AUGAAUUCCGAGGGCAUUUAUGCCCGCCCGGGCAAGGGUGAUGGCAACGGAAGCGAUCCUGAAAAGGCAAGCUUGAGGCACACCCAGUAUGAGGACGUCGAGAUUCGUGGUUUGGAGACGUCUCCCGAGACCAUGCUUCACAAGGGCCUCAAGGCUCGUCACAUCACCAUGAUUGCCAUUGGUGGUGCUCUUGGAACUGGCCUGAUUGUCGGAACCGGCAAGGCUCUUGCCCAGGCCGGACCCGGUUCUCUCUUCAUUUCGUACACCUUUGUCGGCAUGUUGGUCUUCAUGGUUAUGGCUGGUCUUGGUGAAAUGGCUGCUUGGUUGCCCCUGAGUUCGGGUUUCACCGGUUAUGCCACCCGAUACUGCCACCCGUCUCUUGGAUUCGCUCUAGGAUGGUGCUACUGGAUGAAGUACAUUAUCGUGACCCCAAAUCAGCUCACGGCCGCGUCCCUCGUCAUUUCCUUCUGGGUACCCCGCGACAAAGUCAACCCUGGAGUCUUCGUCGCAAUUUUCCUCGUUGCCAUCCUUUGCAUCAAUUACUUUGGAGGAAUCAAGUUCUUCGGCGAGUUUGAAUUCUGGCUGUCCUCGUUCAAGGUCAUUGUGGUGAUUGGAAUCAUUCUGUUCGCCCUCAUUAUUGCUUGCGGCGGCGGACCGAACCACGAUGCCACCGGCUUCCGAUAUUGGAAUGACCCCGGCGCUUUUGCACAGCUAUACAAAUCGGGUCCUCACGGCGCUCUGGGCAAAUUUUUGGGAUUUUGGUCCGUCAUGGUCAACGCUACCUUUGCCUACCUUGGAACUGAGCUGGUCGGCGUAACCGCUGCCGAGGCCCAGAACCCACGUCGAUCCAUUCCCAAGGCCAUCAAGCUCACAUUCUACCGCAUCUUGUUCUUCUACUGCCUCAGCGUUCUACUUGUGGGCAUGAUUGUUCCUUACAACCACGAGAAGCUCGCCUUUGCCAACAAGCAGACGACUGGCGCCAGCGCUAGUCCUUUUGUUGUCGCCGCCACUAUUGCUGGUGUCUCUGGCUUGCCUCAUAUCAUCAAUGCUUGCAUUUGCGUCUUCGUCUUCUCUGCCGCCAACUCGGAUCUUUAUAUUGCAAGCCGUACCCUGUACGGACUGGCGAGUGACCGUUCUGCUCCCGCCAUAUUCCGUCGCACUGACAGCCGGGGUGUUCCUGUACCUGCCCUUGCCGUCGGUACAGCUUUUGCUUGCCUGGCCUUCAUGGUUGUUUCCGAUGAUUCCAAAAAGGUUUUUGGAUACUUUGUGAACCUGACCACCAUCUUUGGUCUUUUAUCUUGGAUUUCUCUCCUGGUCACUUAUAUCUACUUCCUGAAGGCUCGUCGCGCACAGAACAUUCCCGACAAUGCUAUGCCGUAUGUCGCCCCUCAGGGCCUUGUUGGGACCUACGUUGCUCUUUUCUUCUGUAUUCUCAUCCUACUCACGAAGAACUUUGAUGUUUUUAUUCAUCAUGACGGCGUAUCCUUUGACUACCAAAACUUUAUCACUGGCUAUCUAGGCAUUCCUCUCUACCUGAUUCUUCUAUUUGGGCACAUGAUUGUUACCAAGAGCCGUGCAGUAGCACCACAUGAGGCCGACUUUUACGCCGGAAAGGACAUUGUUGACCAGGAGGAGAACGACUUCCUGGAUCUUCAGAAGGAGAAGAUUGCCGCCAGUACAGGAUGGUCCAAGUUCUACAACCGCUAUGUAUCAUGGCUGUUUUAG
This is a messenger RNA of Metarhizium album ARSEF 1941, 1725 nucleotides long. RefSeq names its product dicarboxylic amino acid permease. Bases 1 to 1725 code for a protein of 574 amino acids. The transcript is spliced from 2 exons. Gene Ontology annotation, cellular component: membrane. Gene Ontology annotation, molecular function: amino acid transmembrane transporter activity. Gene Ontology annotation, biological process: amino acid transmembrane transport. NCBI's taxonomy places the organism in Eukaryota, Fungi, Ascomycota, Sordariomycetes, Hypocreales, Clavicipitaceae. The record is from RefSeq and is a predicted model, not a curated record.